This is a messenger RNA of Phragmites australis (common reed), 762 nucleotides long. Its product is annotated as probable histone H2A.1. Gene Ontology annotation, cellular component: nucleosome. NCBI's taxonomy places the organism in Eukaryota, Viridiplantae, Streptophyta, Magnoliopsida, Poales, Poaceae. The record is from RefSeq and is a predicted model, not a curated record. Gene Ontology annotation, molecular function: DNA binding; protein heterodimerization activity; structural constituent of chromatin. The transcript is spliced from 2 exons. The coding region runs from base 91 to 498 and encodes 135 amino acids.
GGCCUUCCUCCCAUCUUCCGACUCCCGCAGCCUCCGGUUCCGAAUCCCUCCUCGCGCAAGCGGUUUCGUCUCCGUCCGGUGGUGAGAGAGAUGGCGGGCCGUGGCAAGGCAAUUGGCGCGGGCGCGGCGAAGAAGGCGACGUCGAGGAGCUCCAAGGCCGGACUGCAGUUCCCCGUCGGCAGGAUCGCAAGGUUCCUCAAGGCCGGCAAGUACGCCGAGCGCGUCGGCGCCGGCGCGCCCGUCUACCUCGCCGCCGUCCUCGAGUACCUCGCCGCUGAGGUCCUGGAGCUGGCCGGGAACGCGGCGCGUGACAACAAGAAGACCCGCAUCGUGCCUCGCCACAUCCAGCUCGCCGUCCGCAACGACGAGGAGCUCACCAAGCUGCUGGGCGGGGCCACCAUCGCGAGCGGCGGCGUGAUGCCCAACAUCCACCAGCACCUGCUCCCCAAGAAGGCCGCGUCCUCCAAAGCCUCCAGCCACGACGACGACGACAACUGAGGCCGCCGCCGGGAUCUGACCAUCGUCUCGUUGCUGGUUUAUAAGUAGGAGUAGGGGUUUGCUGUCUUCGUUUCUGGAAGAGUUCGAUGCGUUGGGGGAAGUAGGAGAUGGUAGCGAUUUCUUGGUUAAUGCUUUGGAAUGAAUGGAUGUGAACAUGUCGAAAUUUUUUCGGUUGUUGAACUCAUGGAUGUAAGCCAGAUGGUGUAUUGGUUGAAGAAAUGGGAAGACGAAACUUUGGGCUACCUGUGGUGCCUGUGAUCUUGA